AUGCCGGUGACGAGCAUAGUCGACGCGGGCCAACACACGCUCGACGUCGGCGCCAAACUCCUUCUCGUGCAGCUGGGGACCGGCUUCGACACAUUCAAGCUGGACGAAGACCUCCACCGCGUCCUGCACCUGGUGUGCGACGUCGUCGUCGCCCUCGGCCACCACGUCCGCGGGACAGAUGACCCGCCGAGACUCUCCGACAUCGUGCUGCAGCGUAACGCAGUGCAGAAUCAACUGCUCUGGCUGAAUCCUUGUUCUGCUUCUCUCCUACGCGGUGACACCAUAAACAACACCACGGUCAUUACCGUCACCAUCACCAUCACCUAG
Fonsecaea erecta is the source of this 327-nucleotide messenger RNA. RefSeq lists its product as hypothetical. Bases 1 to 327 code for a protein of 108 amino acids. The transcript has a single exon. NCBI's taxonomy places the organism in Eukaryota, Fungi, Ascomycota, Eurotiomycetes, Chaetothyriales, Herpotrichiellaceae. The record is from RefSeq and is a predicted model, not a curated record.